Molecule: messenger RNA, 2228 nt
Organism: Xylaria bambusicola
Lineage: Eukaryota; Fungi; Ascomycota; Sordariomycetes; Xylariales; Xylariaceae
Exons: 1
Coding region: 553-1839 (428 amino acids)
Biological process (GO): lipid metabolic process
Source: RefSeq, a predicted model, not a curated record
GCUCAAUUCAGGGGCCAGAAUUUAAGGAGUAAUAUGGAUUAUAUAAGCACUGUAACCUAGGAGGUAGGCAGACCUUGCUCGCCUCCUACCACUCGCGGAUCCAUACAAAUUAGGUAUGUUACCAUAUACGGAGUACGAUGCUGUAGUGAUUGAUCGUCGUUCCGGGAGGUCAUCGACCACCUACAGGUAGGCAACUGGGCUGGAAACCUACGUAAUUGUUUUUUUACACCAAUACAUAUUCCAUACUACCACGUUCGAAGAUUUCAAUGAUCAGCCAAAGGGGCACUAGAGUGCUAACCUCUUUUAUUGUUCCCACAGCUUUUGAGAUGCGUUCGUUGUGUUUUCGGUUCCCGUCUCGGCAACCGUAUCUUGGGUACCAAAUGCGAAAAAAUUUGUACUGCUGACAGUUAACGAUGAUAAAAGCACUACACGGCCCGCAAGCAUCUUUGUAGAUCGUAUAUUUAUAGACCGUAUGUACUACAUGAUUGCCAUUGUGCAUCGAAUAACUAUUUCACCGGUGGAUCGCUUCUUGCUCUAGUCGCCGACGGUGAUAUGGCUUCGUCUACUGUCGCCAACCAUGACCUCCGCGAGCCCCACGGUUCUCCAUGGCCACACUAUUCGCUGAUAGCUCUCCAAUUCUGCCUUCUCGCGGGUCCCCCGUUUCGAUACCGCCGGGCUGUCGCAAUCAUCGGAACGAUAGCCCUCAUGACACAAUGCUGGCUACAUCCGAACUUUUCCUCUGACUUUGACGUUGCUCAGCCCUUUUCGCUUACGUGGUCUAUAUACUUGACCACGCUCGAGAAGCUGGUGUUGAUACCGUCGACAGCGACUACGGAGAUGUCAUUCUGGCGAUCUGACAUGCCCGCCCGAGAGGCGACGGCGUAUGCGUCUUUCGGAGUGCGGAAAAUUAGGUGGGCAUUGGUACUCAUGUUCAACAUGCGCGGAGUGCGCUGGAAUUACGAGGUCAAGAACGUGCCCAAAAUGCCAGAUGCGCUGAUUCAAUCUCGAGCGCGUUUUCUUCUUCACCGCACCAUCGCCGCCGUCUACUACCUCCUAAUGGCCGAUUUGGCCGGUCAGACCGCCUUACAAGUGUUCUACACAAAUGAAGUCACUCUACUGCGGGGAGAUGUUGACUCCAAACUCCUCACGAUACGGGAUGAAAGGAGCGUGGUUUGGAGCUUCGUCCGCGCUUUGACGUUCGCGGUGCAACCAUACUACAUCAUCCAGGUUCAGUAUAGUGUCAGUUCGAUAAUCGCGGUCAUCACUGGUAUGAGCAGGCCUGCAGAUUGGCCAGGGAGCUUCGGACGCCUUUCCGAAACUACCACACUCCGAGUUUUCUGGGGCAAAUAUUGGCAUCAGACUCUACGCCGCCUAUUUCAUGCGUGGACUAGUGCCUUUCGCGAUGCCUGUGGCAUGAAGCCGGGGACUUGGCAAUCUCGGUAUACACAGCUAUGGCUGUCGUUUGUGAUCUCGGGAAUCGGGCAUGCCGCAUCUAUGCUGAUUCUCCCGAGCCCGAGUAACAUCACCAUAGAAGAGAGAACAGUCGGAUUACUCUGUUUCUUCGUCUGGCAGGCAGCCGCGAUCACAUUCGAGGACGGCGUAAAACAUAUAUGGCGCCACUGGCUCGGGGGGCCAACUGGGGAGAAUGGCUACGCGGUGCGAUUGCUUGGCUAUACGUGGGUGGUGGGCACUCUCUGGUACUCGAUCGGGUGGGCCGGGGGCGUAUACCUCCGCAUGCGUCUUGGUGAGCAACCGUUGUUCCCCGUUACCUUGUCUGGUGCGCUGCUACAGGAAUGGGUUCCCCAACUACGGAACUACGCAGUGUCGCGUCGAACGUGAAUGGGAGAUUCCACGUAGUAGAAGGACGAAGAGUCAUCGCGAUUCUGGCACCCAGAAUCGACACCGGGCAAGGAGGAUAAACUAGAUCGAAGUGUCUAUAGGACUAACAUACUCGCAACUGGCUGUUUGUAGUCAAAUACGACCCAAUAGCCAUAUUAUAGCAUCUUAACAAUCAAGCAUGUUUCGAACGUUCUGGAAUGCUAGGUGGUUAUCUCUGAUGAAACUGUUGGGCUCUUCUUAUACAUGUGAUAUUCGAGAGAGUUUUCGAUGUAUCUGGGUUGAGGCUCAAUCUCAUUCUUGGGACUCUUCCAUCUCAGUACUGCGUCUACCUAGUACUUGAUCCAGGCGAUUCAACGCUUCAACCAAACUCUGAGGUUCAACGGCGAAGU